This is a messenger RNA of Coccinella septempunctata (seven-spotted ladybird), 1699 nucleotides long. Its product is annotated as innexin inx3. The record is from RefSeq and is a predicted model, not a curated record. Gene Ontology annotation, biological process: phototransduction. Gene Ontology annotation, molecular function: gap junction channel activity. The coding region runs from base 204 to 1379 and encodes 391 amino acids. NCBI's taxonomy places the organism in Eukaryota, Metazoa, Arthropoda, Insecta, Coleoptera, Coccinellidae. The transcript has 6 exons. Gene Ontology annotation, cellular component: gap junction; plasma membrane.
UGUGAGGCAGCCUGAUGUAGGAUAGGAACAGUACGAACAAAAUGUUAUGAAAAAUACAGUGCCUUCCAAGACUUUUAGUGAAUUAAGUUAAUUUAUGUGAUUAAGUGGCCUUAACUUAGGUGUAGGAGACCGUUUAAGUUUGGAUUUACAUCGGACGCUUACUUGGAUUACCGUUGCUACAGCAAAAAAAGAAAUAAUUCAAGAUGACAGUCUUCGGAAUGGUGUCGGCCGUUGCCGGCCUGAUCAAAAUCAGGUAUCUGGUGGACAAGGCCAUGAUAGACAACAUGGUUUUUAGAGCUCACUAUAGGUUAACCUCAGCAAUACUAUUUGUCUGUUGUAUAAUCGUGACUGCCAAUAAUUUAAUAGGUUAUCCAAUUCAAUGUAUCCACGACAGGGUGAACCACCCCCAUGUGAUAAAUACGUUCUGCUGGAUCACCUACACCUUCACCUUGCCCCAUGAGCAAGGAAAAAUAGUUGGAACAGAAGUGGCCCAUCCUGGAUUGGGUAAUGAAAACCAAGAGAAGACCUAUCACAGCUACUACCAAUGGGUUCCAUUUGUUCUAUUCUUCCAGGGUGUGAUGUUCUACGUCCCACAUUGGAUCUGGAAAAACUGGGAAGAGGGAAAGGUCAGACAGAUAACCGAGGGUCUCCGUGGUUCCUUCGUAGGAAACAGGGAAGAAAGGGAAGCCCGACAAAACAGACUCGUGCAAUAUCUCAUCGAAACUAUGCAUUUACACAACACCUACGCCUUCGGCUACUUCUUCUGUGAAAUUUUGAAUUUCGUCAAUGUGAUAGUCAACAUUAUUAUGACCGACAAAUUCUUGGGCGGAGCCUUCUUGUCAUACGGAACUGACGUCAUUAGUUUUUCGAAUAUGGACCAAGAGAAUCGUACGGAUCCUAUGGUUUCCAUCUUCCCCAGAGUGACCAAGUGUACCUUCAACAAAUUUGGUCCUUCAGGGUCCAUCCAAAAACACGACGCACUCUGUGUGUUAGCCCUGAACAUUUUGAAUGAGAAGAUCUACAUCUUCCUCUGGUUCUGGUUCAUCAUCGUGGCUAUUCUAUCCGGUUUGGCCAUCUGCUAUUCUGCUGCCGUGGUCCUGCUUCCGAACACCAGAGAAACCAUUUUGAGAAGGAGGUUCAGAUUUGGAGCCCAUAACGCUGUUGACACUAUCAUCAGAAAAACACAGGUUGGCGACUUUCUACUUUUGCACUUCUUGGGUCAAAAUAUGAACCUGAUGGUAUUCGGGGAAAUUUUGGAAGAGUUGGUCAGAAGAUUGAACUUUGGCAGCAAUAGCAACCUCCCAUCGGCCCCCAGCACCCUAGAGAUGAGCCCCAUUUACCCCGAAAUCGAGCAAUACGGUAAAGAGACUGAAACAUAAGAUUUAGUUUCCAAACAAAUGACAAAUCAAUUCCUGAAUUUCGUUUAUUCCAAGAAAUGUGAAUGCCCUAAUUGAUAAGUUUGUUUAAAUGCCAUGUUAACUAGGAUCUCGACAAAUUUCCAAGAUUCCUGGUUUGAAUGAUGUAUCUUGUGAUUAUUUCGAAAUAGGUUAUAUUUUUUCAAUUAUAAAUAUUAGUUCUUUUCCGCUUUUGCCCAGUUGUAUAGGUUUUUAUACAGAUUUAUUUAGACUGCUCCACCUAAAUGCUGUAUCUAUCUCAUUCGAUGAUAAGAUUUUAAAUGAAUAAAUUUUAGUUAAUUUUU